Messenger RNA from Girardinichthys multiradiatus, 1460 nucleotides. Its product is annotated as triosephosphate isomerase. Gene Ontology annotation, cellular component: cytosol. Gene Ontology annotation, biological process: gluconeogenesis; glyceraldehyde-3-phosphate biosynthetic process; glycolytic process. Gene Ontology annotation, molecular function: triose-phosphate isomerase activity. Bases 135 to 878 code for a protein of 247 amino acids. The record is from RefSeq and is a predicted model, not a curated record. Lineage: Eukaryota; Metazoa; Chordata; Actinopteri; Cyprinodontiformes; Goodeidae. The transcript is spliced from 7 exons.
AAGAAGAAGACCGGUCCUCGCCUGUAUCUUUAGUACUGAUAUUUCCCACAGCACCUUAACUGCAUACCCGCGGGGAGUAAACACCGGGGCCUUCGUCUCCUCUUGCACCGGGCAUCAGACAUCAGCAAACGGCCAUGGCGCGGAGGUUCUUCGUCGGAGGAAACUGGAAGAUGAACGGGAUUAAGGAGAGCCUGGAGGAGCUGAUCACCACCCUAAACACCGCCGACCUGGACGACCAGACCGAGGUGGUGUGUGCUGCUCCCUCCAUCUAUCUGGACUUUGUUCGGUCCCUUCUGGAUCCCAGAAUCAUGGUCGCAGCCCAGAACUGUUACAAGGUGGCUAAGGGAGCUUUUACAGGAGAGAUAAGCCCGGCCAUGAUACAGGACUGCGGGGCAGACUGGGUGAUCCUCGGACAUUCAGAGAGACGCCAUGUGUUCGGAGAAAGUGAUGAGCUGAUUGGCCAAAAGGUAGCUCACGCUCUGGAGAAUGAUCUCGGUGUGAUUGCCUGUAUUGGUGAGAAGCUGGAGGAGAGGGAGGCAGGCACCACAGAAGAAGUAGUCUACGCUCAGACGCAGGUUAUUGCAGAAAAUGUGAAUGACUGGGAGAAAGUGGUACUGGCGUAUGAACCUGUUUGGGCCAUCGGCACUGGAAAGACAGCCUCACCUGAGCAGGCUCAGGAGGUCCAUGAAAAGCUGAGGGCUUGGCUCAGAGCAAAUGUAUCAGAUGAUGUGGCCGACUCCCUCCGCAUCAUUUAUGGAGGUUCAGUCACAGGAGCGAACUGCAGGGAGCUGGCGUCUCAGGCCGACGUUGACGGCUUUCUGGUUGGUGGAGCCUCUCUGAAACCGGAGUUUGUCGACAUCAUCAACGCACGUGCAUAAUGUGCACAGAUAAUCAAUAAUUAGGAUCACUUUUUCUUUAGUCUGUCACACAUUGCUGUCCAUGCAGAAGCAAAAAUGGCUGUUUUGCUUUCAACUUUUGCUCAAAAAAAAAAAGCUAAGCUAGCUAUGAGUACGUAAUGUUUUUCUAUUGUUUACUGUGAUAAUUUGUAUCCGUUUAAAAAAGUAAAAUAAAAUAACCACUGAGAUUAUCUCUUCAGUAUUUUUUAAGUUGAAACGGACAAUAAUCUCAUUAUUUGCUGCUUUUAAUUUAAUUGGUAAUAUUUUUUGAAGUUUAUCCAUCAGCCUAUGUUUUUUUCUGUGUUUGCUUACUAAAUUAUGUAAUAUCCUCACUGCCGGACAUCUGUUUCACCUAUAUGCUACCACAAUGUCUGUAACAAUUAAUGUUCCAGACAGAAUUUACUUGAAAUAACACAAAGCAAAGAAAGUGUCAGGAGUCAGUGACACUCGGUAGGCCCAAAAGCUUUACAACUGUAUGUAGUUUCACACUGGCUCAUGUGUUCUUCAGCGAUCACAGGACUGAUUGAUGUAAACUGGAACCAAAUAAAAAAAUGUAGAAAUGUA